This is a messenger RNA of Thlaspi arvense, 876 nucleotides long. Lineage: Eukaryota; Viridiplantae; Streptophyta; Magnoliopsida; Brassicales; Brassicaceae. The record is from the annotation of a GenBank genome assembly.
CGUAUGGAGAUGGAUUUGUUUGCCACUCCAGAGAAGCAGAGGCAUCAUCCUUCAGCGAGCUUGGGGAAAACUCCAGUGAGAAGGAAGCUGAUUGUUGAUGAAGACAACGAGAUUGGGUCAGAGAAGAAAGGGCAAUCCAGAACUGCUGGAGGUGGGCUUCGCCAAUUCAGCGUCAUGGUUUGCCAGAAGCUAGAAGCCAAGAAGAUAACCACAUACAAGGAGGUUGCGGAUGAAAUCAUUUCAGAUUUUGCAACAAUUAAGCAAAACGCAGAGAAGCCUUUGAAUGACAAUGAGUAUAAUGAGAAGAACAUAAGGCGGAGAGUCUAUGAUGCACUCAAUGUGUUCAUGGCGUUGGAUAUUAUCGCAAGGGAUAAAAAGGAAAUCCGGUGGAAAGGGCUUCCCAUUACCUGCGAAAAGGAUGUGGAAGAAGUCAAGAUGGAUCGAAAUAAGGUUAUGAAAAGUGUGCAAAAGAAGGCUGCUUUUCUUAAAGAAUUAAGAGAAAAGGUCUCAAGUCUUGAGAGUCUUAUGUCGAGAAAUCAGGAGAUGGUUGUGAAGACUCAAGGCCCAGCAGAAGGGUUUACCUUACCAUUCAUUCUACUUGAGACAAAUCCUCACGCAGUAGUCGAAAUCGAGAUCUCUGAAGAUAUGCAACUUGUACACCUCGACUUCAAUAGCACGCCUUUCUCGGUCCAUGACGAUGCCUACAUAUUGAAACUGAUGCAAGAACGCAAGCUGCAACAAAACAGAUUUUCUUCUUCUUCUUCUACUCAUCAUCAGUCUCAACAUUCCUCUGCUCAUUCUUCCUCCAGCUCCUGCAUUGCUUCUGGAACCUCAGGCCCGGUUUGCUGGAACUCGGGAUCCGUUGAUGCUCGCUGA